Molecule: messenger RNA, 231 nt
Organism: Penicillium riverlandense
Lineage: Eukaryota; Fungi; Ascomycota; Eurotiomycetes; Eurotiales; Aspergillaceae
Exons: 3
Coding region: 1-231 (76 amino acids)
Biological process (GO): mitochondrial respiratory chain complex IV assembly
Cellular component (GO): mitochondrial inner membrane
Source: RefSeq, a predicted model, not a curated record
AUGGCUUCUGGAAUCUUUAACUCCACCUACUACGGCAAGGACUACCGCGCCGGAGCGGCGCUGCUGCGUGCCCGGCGGCCCUAUCUGUUCAAGAACGCCGUGACGGGUCUUGGGCUGGUUGUUUGUGUGGCAGGUAUCUACACCUACACCCUCCGCGCCGUUGGCCAAGAAGAUUUCUCCGACGUCAAGGUCCCCGACGCUCCCGUGCAGAGCCAGUCGCAGAAGAAAUAA